AUGUCAACAACAUAUCAAGAAGCCUGGGGACUCUUCCACGCAGAACAGGACCCUAAACCCCAGGCCACCAGCCAGCGCUUGACGUCAUUCUCCCUUCACAACAGCGUCGACGAUAUAUCACAGUCCUCUUCACCGGGGUACCUGGUGCCAUCUAUAAAUUAUCUUGAUCCUAGAGAUGUAGAGGCAUCACCACAGGCGUCCAGCUUGGACAUGGUGAAGGAGUUACAGAAACUGCGGCAGGAUCUCCAUCAGCUACAGUUCCCCAGCUCUGGAUCUGAACAUAACGAAGCAUCCCAUGUCCGGUCAAGCGCUGGCAGCUUGAGCAACCCUUCACCCAACGGAGGGGCCCGUACACCUGGCGAUGCUCCCCAGCAGCGACCAGCGCAGGCUAGCAACGGCCGGUUCCAGUGCUGGGACUCGUGCUGUAACGGACGUCAGUUUUCGAAUAAGAGUAACUUCAUACGGCACCAGCGAGAGCGUCGUGGAGAGUCUUACAAGUUACGAUGCUCAUUUUGUGAUGCUGUGUUUUCCCGAAGUUCCGCAAGGAACGCCCAUGAAGCGUCGCGGAGAUGUAGGAAGCAGUGA
Molecule: messenger RNA, 585 nt
Organism: Microsporum canis CBS 113480
Lineage: Eukaryota; Fungi; Ascomycota; Eurotiomycetes; Onygenales; Arthrodermataceae
Exons: 3
Coding region: 1-585 (194 amino acids)
Source: RefSeq, a predicted model, not a curated record